AUGGCAGCCAACCCGGAAAUCCUCGUGCACGUUGAGGCUCCCAGCGCGGUCAGUGACGAUGCUCGAUAUCGCGCUCUUGUCGACACAUGCCUAGCCUUCGAACCCGUAUCGCGUCACUCCGGAUUUUACCUACAAAAUAAUACCGAUGGAAGCGACCUUGGGGUGAGCGUGGAUAAAUCGCGUUCGUUUGUGUCAUUGUCCUCGUCGUCGAGCGGUCAACCGUCAUUGUCCGCUCGCUACCAUGAGACGGUUUCGAUCAACUCAGGUGACGAUCUGGAUAGCCUAGUCAAAUCGGAUCAAUUCGAUAAGCUGGAGCCUACUCAGCAUAUUGAAGCAAGACUUGAACUAUCCAGGAACACCGCGCAGCUCGUUGGGUCGUCUCUUGCUCCUGUUUCAACAGAUGAGAGCGAGCUUUCCUUCCAACCUCUGAUACCGCUCACGUCGCAAACCGGAACCGGGAACACGCCGAACUCGCUCGAAGAUUUGGAAUCUACCAGUAGCAACGUUAGUGGACUUAAGGCCGAUCAAAUUCACGGCGGGCAACUCACAUGGGAGACGCCACUGAAAAUUAUACCGGACUCACAGCAAGACGAAGAAGCUGAUCAGACGACCGUUGAUGAUUCAAUUCAAGUUGAUCGCUCAUUUGUCCCUGAUUCGGCUCGUCAAUCCAGGAAGUUCGCUCUCGACAGCACAGAAGACGAUCCUAAUAAUGAUAUAACACGAAUACCUUCCUCGGUACCUAGUCCGAGCCCAAUAGAGUCGUUCUCUAAUUCCCAGGCUCAUAUGACGUCUCGUAAAAUAUCCAACUCACCUCUACGGGAAAAGUCGUCGAACCUACAAACCCUAAAGGCGAAUCCAUCCGUUUCUGCGAGCGUUCUCGGGAAAAGAAAAGCGGUUACAAACGGCAGCAGUUCUCAAGACUCGCAUAGUGGAGAGUUGAAAGCGCAAACCUCCUUGAAUUCGCAACCUAACAAACGCCCAACGCUUCCCCGGGCCACCGAAACCAUAUCUCUAGACAACCUUCCCAUUGAAAUUCGCGCCCCAGAUCCUCCAGUGUCCAAUGACAAAUUUUCCACACAUAUCACGCCUACGCUUAAGGCUUUAGCAGAGCGCAUGAAGCAAUCAUCCCGAUUCACCCCAAGGUCACAGAACCGCGAGCUACGUCCUCUAGAAAGAGGAUACUGGUUUCUACCAUGCAUUACGAUCAUAGCGGACAUUAGCGGUAAUGCAGCUUCUGACAUCGAUACAAAGUCGCAAAUCUGGACGCAAACUUUUUUCACUCAAUUUUGGUGCUUUAUUCGCGAUUUCCUCACUGAGGGCCGUGCUGGGUGGGGGAUAUGGUGUCUCCUCGAGCAUAAUUCAUCCGCUUUUUCCACAAGCGCAGAAUCCAAAAUUGUGAAUUUGAAACUGUACACAUGGGGCGAAGUGGCGCCUCAUCUGUAUUUGUUACUUUUCCUUGCCACAGAAAGACGAAUCAAAAAGAUGAAGGGUGUUGUGUGGAGAGAUGCGAGAGAUGAGAACGUUAUAACGAUGUGA
This is a messenger RNA of Talaromyces amestolkiae, 1536 nucleotides long. RefSeq lists its product as uncharacterized. The record is from RefSeq and is a predicted model, not a curated record. The transcript has a single exon. NCBI's taxonomy places the organism in Eukaryota, Fungi, Ascomycota, Eurotiomycetes, Eurotiales, Trichocomaceae. The coding region runs from base 1 to 1536 and encodes 511 amino acids.